Messenger RNA from Nematocida ausubeli, 471 nucleotides. RefSeq lists its product as uncharacterized. The transcript has a single exon. The record is from RefSeq and is a predicted model, not a curated record. The coding region runs from base 1 to 471 and encodes 156 amino acids. NCBI's taxonomy places the organism in Eukaryota, Fungi, Microsporidia.
AUGGCAAUAAUUGGGGUUAUAGUUACAGUUAUAAUGGUCGACCUGGUCAGCCUGGUCGAGGAGGUAACGGAGGCAGCGGAGGCAGCGGAGGCAGCGGUGGUCAACCUGGUCAGCCUGGUCAGCCUGGUCAAGGUGGUAACGGAGGCAGCGGUGGUGCAUCUGGUCAUGGUGGUCAUGGUGGUAACGGAGGCAGUGGUGGUCAACCUGGUCAACCUGGUCGAGGAGGCGAAGGUGGUAACGGAGGCAGCGGUGGUCAAGAUGGUGAACCAGGUCGACCUGGUCAUGGUGGUAACGGAGGCAGCGGUGGUCAUGGUGGUCAUGGUAGUAACGGAGGCAGCGGUGGUGCAUCUGGUAAAAGUGGCAAUAGUUGGGGUUAUAGUUGGAGUUAUAAUGGUCAACCCUCGUCGUGGUGGUCAUGGUGGUAACGGAGGCAAAGGUAGUGCAUCUGGUCAACCUGGUCGAAGUGGUUAA